This is a messenger RNA of Pecten maximus, 951 nucleotides long. RefSeq lists its product as uncharacterized. The coding region runs from base 141 to 506 and encodes 121 amino acids. The record is from RefSeq and is a predicted model, not a curated record. The transcript has 5 exons. NCBI's taxonomy places the organism in Eukaryota, Metazoa, Mollusca, Bivalvia, Pectinida, Pectinidae.
CCGGCGAUGUGGAUAAAGUUUUAGACGACUCGUUUUUGGAGGUGUUUAGAGUGACACUUAAGCUUGCUGUGGUCCUUAUAUCAUACCUACUGGAUCAGCAAAAGGCCUAUAUACUUGAGUAAAGGAGCUGGGAUGACAGGAUGAGGCCGUUGGUGGCAGUGUCUUGUUGCCUGGCACUACUGCUGUUGUUUGAAGUCUCAACCGAGGCUGGAGGUGUUAUUUACAACUUUAAACGCUACACUUACAAGAAGAAGCGAGAUGACAAAAAAUACAGGAAUGCCAAGACAGUGUGUGAAGUGAAAACAGAGUGUUUGAGACAACAUGGUGUUGACCAGACUGCAUGUGUGAGACAGUGUAUAUCAAAGUUCUGCUACAAUGAACUAUAUGGCAAUGACUCGCUUGAGGAAGGAGAGAUAGAUGUGCGCCUGAAUUCAUUCAAAGGAUGUUUGGCCCAGGAAAAGAGAUCUUCCAUUUAUGAUGAAUCCAUUAAUAAUCAGCCCCUGUGAUCUCUUUUAGGAAUCUGAGUCAAAGCAAAUUUUGUUUAUCGUUGUCUAUAGAUUUUGUCUGUCAUAAGUUGUGUGUCUUUUCAUACUUUUUAGUUACAUGUAUUUAUUUAUGUGAAAUAUACCAUAUAUUGGUAAAUCGUAAAAAAAAUGUUAGAAUGGUUUUCCCCUCAAAGAAAUAUGUACAAUGCAGUAUAUUCAUGUAGUGUGUUGUCUAGUUUCAAUGUAGGCUCAUAACUGAAAUGAUGAUCUUAGUAAAAAUGUGUCAGUGGUCAUGAGAUAACUGUGAAAGUGAAUGUGACUGAGGUAAAAACGAGUUAAAGAAAAGACAUGCAAGUUAAAAGUAUGAUUUUAGGAAUGAAAUGGUAAUUAAGAGAAUAAAUGUGAAGGAAUUCCAAUAAAUUUUGUACUUUUGAAGAAAUAAAUAUUCAAAUUUGGAUUAAAAUGA